CAAAAUGAGGUCGGUACGAAGCUCCUCACGAACUCCGAAGCCAGUGAAACGCUUCGUUUUUGAUGAAGACGAGGAUCUCGAAGAAAUCGAUCUGGAUGAGGUGGAUAACGCCGAUUUUGAGCGGGAAGAUGAUGAAGAAGAAGUGCUCUCGGAGCCAUCGGAGAGCCCAUACACCUCAACGCCUAAAUCCUCGAAAAGAGUGAAUAAAACCCGUGGAACUAAGGAUUUCUUUAAAAAAGACGAAAGUUUGCAACUUUUUCGAUUUGUGCUCAACGAAUGUCGGAGCCAGAAGCCUGGAAGAGUCGGAAGAGUUGCUAAAAAACGAGUGGGCGUAAAUUCAAUGAAAUAUUGGGAACGAUAUAAACGAGAGAUUCAAGGAUAUCGACUACCGAAACAAUAUCGCUAUCACUACAGCUUCUACUCGAAAUGCUUCUACAAAGUGCUCGGAUUGACGCCAGAAGAAAAAGUUGAUCUAUAUUACGCGUGUGAAAUGCCAGUCGUAACCGAUGCUGAAAAGCAGUGGCUCGUCGAGCAAUUCCACGUGGAAUUUGACGAAUUUGGAGUAAUUAUUGGCAGUGAUGUGUGCACCCAUUGGGAUGAGGAACACUCGGAUUCUGAAGAUGAUUCGGGGAAAAAAGAGGAAAAGGCAAGAGAAGUGAGCCGAUACACGGAAUAUCACGAUGAUAUGAUGUGGAAAUUUAUUGUGGACAAGAUCAGCGAAGGAGCCCAACCAAUUAUCGAUAAGCACCCGAUUUGGGACGAAUUUGUCAAGUUGAAUGAAGAAAAUGACGUCAUUUCGAAGAAAUCUGGUCGUAAUCAUUAUGAUCGAUUCCGCCGAAUUCUGGUCCCAAAUCUCCAUUUUAUGCCAUACGACGACUUCACCAAAGCCGUAUUAUACGAAAGGCUCGAAUAUCCCAUUCCCGAGGAGUACCGAAAGAUCCUCUUCACCACCACCGGCGCUGACAUCAACGAAUCCGGCUUCAUUGAGUAUCUACCGCCGUCCACCAUACAUCAAAUUUCACCAAUUGUUCCAAUUCCGUGUCACAAAUCGAAUCCCAAAUUCUCGCAGCUCAAAGAGCCCAAAGAUCUCAUUUUAUGGUCUGAAAGAAAGAAAUUCACACCACGAGAAGACUCACAAAUCUGGGAAUUUGUCCGCCGAAAAUGUGUCGAUUCGGCUGGAAUUUUUGUGAAAAACGAUGUGCUUCGUGGUCGGGGAACACUGUUUUUCAAAGAUUUUAGGAAUACAGAGAGGAAAUAUGAGAGUAUUACGCAACGCUUCGUAGUCCUGCGUAAAUUGAUCAUGGACACCGACUACUCUCUGAAGCAGAAGCUGGAAAUCUACUACGCUAUCUCUCAACCAGUUGAUGAGGAUGCUCUUGACGCAUUCAAAAGCAUCGCCUGUCUCGUCUUAAAUCCGGACGGAACGAUUCGAUUCGCAAUUUCAAAAAGUUUUUUAAUUGGUCGAAUUAGUGAUGAGCCGGCGAAAUUGGAGGCCGAAAAUUACUCUUAUGUCUAUGAUUUAUUCAUUUUCAAUGAGACUUUUGGAACGGCGGAGAACCCAGAACCCCUCUGCUCAGUAUCUCAAAAUCGUGCUGAAAAAUUCAUGCUCGUUUCCCAGCUCGUUUUCCGCUUUAUCAGCCGAUUCGAGGCGUUGGAGGACCGACGAAUUGCCUGGAUUACACCGAAUGCUCAAGUUGCUCCAAAGGAGCCAGUUCCUGCUCCAAGCAAGAAAAAAAGCGCUUUUGAAGCCUAUCAAUCGAGCCCCCAAACUUUUGACACAAUCCAGCGAUUUUCUACAAAACGACCUUUCUUUUGUGGAGAUAACUUCCAAAUUCCGCCGAAAAAGCCGUUUCUCGCCGAGGAAGACGUGAAGCUGGAGCCCAUGGAAUAUGAAAAUUCUGAGCAAAUUGUGGAAAAUGCGGAGAUAAAAUUGGAGCCCGCUGAAGAGUUGUUGGACGCAGAAACUGUGACAGUUGAAGAGUUUUUGAUGAAUUCGUAUUCUACUGCUGCUCCAUCCACCUCGACCGCGCCGGCACCUCCAAAAGCUCCCGUCACUGCUCCACCAGCUCCUCAAAAAAGUGCUCAGCUACUGGGAAAAAUCGAUUUUGCGAUUGGAAAAAUGCGCGAGAACUUUGACAGAUUCCUACAAUUUGCUCAACAAAAUUCGGCGGAUUUGACGGUCGUCCAACGAUAUCGAUAUGAUGCUCAGAUGCAGCAAAUGACGGAGAAAUUCACCAAGGAUGUGAGCAAGGUGCUGAGUGGAGAUUCAAUCAAGAGAUGAAGAUGACCGAGGGAUUCGAGAUUUUAUUGUUUUUUUUUGUUGUUUUCUCUCAAUUGUUGUCAUAAUGAAAUCAGUCACGCGCUUCUGGAUUCCUUCGUAUUAAUGGCAUGAAAUGGCAGAUUUUGACGAGUUAGGCCGGGGUCGAUUUACGGCGCGUUGCGUGUUGAAGUCUUGGAAGUCUGUAUCGAUAGACCACCCGACGUCAUUCUCUUUUGACUUUUUGCAUGUCAAAUAUAAUCUCAUAUAGUCGUAUAUAUAGUAUUUAAUUAAUAAAUUUCAG
This is a messenger RNA of Caenorhabditis elegans, 2561 nucleotides long. It is a transcript of the gene gbas-1, whose product is annotated as G-protein alpha subunit activating protein gbas-1. Lineage: Eukaryota; Metazoa; Nematoda; Chromadorea; Rhabditida; Rhabditidae. The record is from RefSeq and is marked reviewed.